AUGCCUGGACCAGCUGCAGCUCUCCGACAUGAGAGACUGAGGAAGACCAAUUCAAGGCCAGUUCCCCUUGGUUUGUUCACCAUUAAUGAGGAAGAUGAACAGCAAAAGAAUGGACAUUCCAAAAGACCGAAAGCACCUGAGAGCAACAAAGUGCAAGAUAAGAAGCCCCCUGCCUCCACCCGUCCCACCUCUGCCAUUUCAGGACAGAAUAGCAGCCACUCAGGACAUAAACCAGACCCUCCACCUGUCCUACGAGUUGAUGACCGGCAGCGGCUGGCCCGAGAGCGACGUGAAGAACGGGAAAAGCAGCUAGCUGCAAGAGAAGUCAUCUGGUUAGAAAGGGAAGAGCGAGCCCGGCAGCACUACGAGAAGCUCCUGGAGGAGCGGAAGAAGAAGCUCGAGGAGCACAGGCUGAAGGAGGAGCGCAGGCGAGCUGCGGUGGAGGAGAAGCGGAGGCAGAGACUCGAGGAGGACAAAGAACGCCAUGAAGCUGUUGUGCGGCGUACAAUGGAGAGAAGCCAGAAGCCAAAACAGAAAUAUAACCGGUGGUCUUGGGGAGGCCCGCUCCACGGGAGCCCCAGCAUCCACAGUGCAGAUCCUGACAGGCGGUCAGUUUCCACCAUGAAUCUUUCGAAACAUGUUGAUCCCGUCAUUAGCAAGCGGCUCUCGUCUUCAUCUGCAACUUUACUAAAUUCUCCAGAUAGAGCUCGCCGCCUGCAGCUCAGCCCAUGGGAGAGCAGCGUUGUUAACAGACUCCUGACGCCCACACAUUCGUUCCUGGCCAGAAGUAAAAGCACAGCCGCCUUGUCUGGAGAUGCAGCAUCUUGCAGCCCCAUCAACAUCAUGCCCUACAAAGCUGCACACUCUAGAAAUCCGACGGAGCGACCCAAACUCUUUGUAACAGCACCUGAGGGCUCUUCACGCAGGAAGACCAUCCAUGGCACCAUGAGCUAUAAAAAAGAGAAAGAGAGAGAAAAUGUACCCUUCCACCUUACAUCUGGCCUCAGAAGGACUUUGUCUCCAUCUCAUCCCAAAGCAAGAUCACCAGCUUCCUCCCGACUUUGGCUACCAUCUAAAUCUUUUCCUCAUUUGCCUGGCACUCCCAGACCAGCCUCCACCUCGUCUCCCGGCUCAGUCAAAGCUACCCCUUCUCAGGCCCGGCCUCCAUCCCCUGGCAACAUCCGCCCUACCAAGAAAGAAGUCAGACUGGAACCUGAGAAAAAGGACCCGGAGAAAGAACUUCAGAAAGCUGCCAGUGAGCCAUUAGUAAAGGCUAGGACGCCCUUAGUGAAGGUUGAAGAGGCCACGGGUGAAGAAGGAGCGCCUGUCGAGCCAGAGGCAUCUCCUGCUGCUCCAGCCCCAGCCCCAACACCAGCUUCAGCUCCAGCCCCAGCCUCGGCCCCAGCCCCAGCCUCGGUCCCAGGUCCGUCAGCCCCUGUGACUGCCAGUCCUUCUACUAAGACCUCGGCAGGUACCACAGACCCGGAAGAGGCCACGAGGCUGUUGGCCGAGAAGAGGCGGCUGGCUCGAGAGCAGCGAGAGAAGGAAGAACGAGAGAGGAGGGAGAAAGAAGAGCUGGAAAGACAAAAAAGAGAGGAACUGGCUCAAAGGGUGGCUGAAGAGAGAAGCCGUCGGGAGGAAGAAGCCCGACGGCUGGAAGCGGAGCAGGCCCGGGAGAAGGAGGAGCAGCUGCGGAGACAAACGGAGGAGCGGGAGCAGGAGGAGAAGGCGCGCCUCCAGAAGCAGAAAGAAGAAGAAGCUCGCAUCCGUGAGGAAGCCGAAAGGGCCCGGCAGGAACGAGAGAAGCACUUCCAGAAAGAAGAGCAGGAGCGGCUGGAGAGGAAAAAGCGACUUGAGGAGAUUAUGAAAAGAACCAGGAGAACAGAAGCCACAGAUAAGAAAGCUCUUGACCAGAGAAAUGGAGACAUAGCCAAGGGAACCCUCACUGAAGAAACAGCAGUGUCUGCCCUUCCAUGCGUGACAAGCUUUCCAGGAAACGGAGAUCCAGUGGCCAGCCCACAUGCGGUUACCUCACCCCAGAUGAACGCGACCGUGGAAAGUACUCCCAAUUUGGAAAAACAACCAAAUGAAAAUGGAGUAUCCGUCCAGAAUGAGAAUUUUGAAGAAAUUAUAAAUUUACCGAUUGGAUCUAAACCAUCCAGAUUAGAUGUCACCAGCAGUGAGACCCCAGAAAUUCCUUUGAACCCAAUUUUGGCCUUUGAGGAUGAAGGAAAGCUUGGGCCUCUGCCUCAGGUAGAUAGUGUUCAGACGCAGCAGACAGCAGAACAGAAACUGCCCAAGAAGGGCCUCGGCCGGGGUGAUGACUGGAUUGCCACCUGUCUGGUACCUGAAGACCAGAGUCACCUGGUUCAGGGGGAUCAGCAGGAUGCUACUACAUUAAGGGGCGCUUCUAUUGAUUUAAUCUGA
Messenger RNA from Elephantulus edwardii (Cape elephant shrew), 2427 nucleotides. It is a transcript of the gene MAP7, whose product is annotated as microtubule-associated protein 7. The transcript is spliced from 18 exons. Lineage: Eukaryota; Metazoa; Chordata; Mammalia; Macroscelidea; Macroscelididae. The record is from RefSeq and is a predicted model, not a curated record. Bases 1 to 2427 code for a protein of 808 amino acids. Gene Ontology annotation, biological process: microtubule cytoskeleton organization. Gene Ontology annotation, cellular component: microtubule cytoskeleton.